Molecule: messenger RNA, 2442 nt
Organism: Triplophysa rosa
Lineage: Eukaryota; Metazoa; Chordata; Actinopteri; Cypriniformes; Nemacheilidae
Product: C-C chemokine receptor type 6-like
Exons: 1
Coding region: 84-1160 (358 amino acids)
Biological process (GO): immune response; G protein-coupled receptor signaling pathway
Cellular component (GO): membrane
Molecular function (GO): G protein-coupled receptor activity
Source: RefSeq, a predicted model, not a curated record
UGCAUAAACCGUUGGAGGUAUACCGUACUAGUUUUUACCGGUGUAUUCAUUCACAUUCCUGCUUCCUUCAGGAAAGAACAGUUAUGAGUGACUACACGUAUAACGACUCUUUACUGGGGACUUCUGAGGAUUAUGACUACGAGCCUUGUGACCUGAGAGGGAGCCUUGAGAAUGAGGUGGUCAUCCAAACCUACAUCUACUCUCUGAUCUGUGUACUCGGCCUGAUGGGAAACCUUUUGGUACUCAUCACGUAUGCCUUGUACAAGAAGGCAAAAACCAUGACAGACAUCUACCUGGUGAACGUGGCGCUGGCCGAUCUUCUCUUCGUCGUCGCCCUACCGUUGAUCAUCUACAACGAAAGGCACAACUGGGAUAUGGGCACGUGGGCCUGCAAGCUGCUGAACGGAGCGUACAGUAUCAACUUAUACAGCAGCACGCUUCUGUUGGCAUGCAUCAGCGGCGAUCGCUACAUAGCCAUUGUCCAAGCCAGACGCUCCAUUCAGAUCCGACGGCGAGUUCAGGUGUACAGUCGUCUCAUCUGCACAGCAAUAUGGCUGCUGGCUUUGGUCUUGUCUUUGCCCACAUUCAUAUAUUACGAACAGGUUGACGACAUGGACGUCAACGAAUGCAUGUCUGUGUAUUAUGGAAACUAUAAUGCUAAGGUGAUGAAGAUUCUGAUUCCCAGCACACAGAUGCUCGUGGGGUUCUUGGUGCCCCUGAUGGUCAUGAUGUUCUGUUAUUCUUGCAUCAUGGUGACUCUUCUGAAAGCCAAGAACUUCCAGAAGCACAAGGCGGUGCGCGUUGUGCUCACCGUGGUCUUUGUGUUCGUAUUUUGCCAUCUGCCGUACAAUGUGGUACUUCUUGUCCACACCACUAAACUGUUCCAACCUAGGGAUUGUAAGGAAGAGCAAGACACGUUGAUGACGUUGUCCAUCAGCAGGAGCGUGGCCUACCUUCAGUGCUGCUUGAAUCCCAUCCUCUACGCUUUCAUCGGAGUUCAAUUCAGGGGGCAUUUUUGUCAGAUCCUGAAGGACGUAAGGUGUCUGGGACAAAGGUACUUCUACUCCAGGCGCUCCUCGCAGCAGACCUCCGACCUGUACAUGUCAGCUAAAACCGUCGUUGGGUCCAGUCAUGAUAACCCAUCGUCAUUUACAAUGUGAUAUACAGUAAGCGUUUGAGUAUAGUUUUCCGUAAGAUUGCACUGAUUUGAGGUUUGUUGGCUAAUGUUUGUGUAUGGCUGACUAAAAAGAGGGCUCUGCUUGUUACUUUAAACAAGUUUUUUUUUAUCUUUGUCUGUGUAUGUCAGCAUUAUUUUCUGAUGUGUUCUAUUCAAAAUGCUUCAUUGUAACCCACACUGUAAAAGAAAUCUUUCCUGUAAAAUUACAUAUUUUCCACGGCUUUCUUGUAAAUUUACGAUCUUUUUUUGACCGUAUUUAAAAAAAUAACCUGUAACAAAAAAAAUGCAGUAAAAAAACAGAAAUGGUGUCAGAAAUAACCGUAAAAUAAAAGUUUUCCCGUAAAAUUAAACGUUUCCCCACACUGUAAAAAAAAUCCAACUUGCAAAAUGUUCUCCCUACAAAGAUAAAUAAGUAACUUGAACAUAGAAUUUUUAGUUAAAGGAGUCAAAUGAUUGUUUUGCAUAAACUAAACAAAAUUUGCCUUAGAUUCUCAAGUUUUGGGCCAAAAUGCGUCAGAAAGUUUGCUCAACUUACCAAACAGUGUAUUUUGAACAAACAACAUUGCAAGAGUUUGAAAGUUCCCAAGAUGCACUGCAGCAUGUUCAAUUCUGUGUUUCUUAUUUGUUUUUCUUUUAAAGAUUAGUGUUUUAGUUCUUGCUGGCGUAAUUUAUGCUUUACUGUUAGUUAUCUGUUGUGUUCAGAGUUUUUUUUAUGAAUGAUGGGUUUUGAUUGUUACCAUGGUUGAGGGUUGUGUGUUCAAUGUUGAGGUGUAAGUGCAUGACACAAUGCCAAAGAUGGUAUAAAUGCACUCAACACAAACUGUUUAAACAGUUAUUUGAUCAAGUGUAGUGGAAGACAAAUAUAUUUCUUUAUUUUUAAAUAGCCAAUUUAUAUUCUGUAUUUAUGUUCAGCCAACAAAAAAUAUUUUGUUCUGUUGUUCAUUAGAUAAACUUGACUAUGUUGUGACAACUAAUGACUUGAACAUCAUUUUUUAAGUUGGACGGACUUCAGUCUCUGUUUGUUGAGUUAACUCAAAAACGUGCUUGUGAUAGGUUGCCUUAUUAUUUUAAGUUGACUCCUCUCUUUUUUAACAGUGCAUUUCUCUUGUAAAUUUGAAGUCUUUUUCUGUUAUUUUAUGGUUUUUGACCAUAUUUUACAAAAACAGUAAAAUUCCACAAUUUUUUUUGACAUUAUAGAAUAGAAAUAACAGUAAAAAUCUGUAAAAUUACUUUUUUUACAGUGCAUGUGUACAUUUCAAAGCAUC